AUGGCUCAGGCCUACCAAGCUUUGAUCAAACGAAUAGCCUUGGAGGUUGCAGGUGGGAUGUUUCCCGUCUUCGACAUUCCCCUCCCAUCGCCCUCACUGAAGAGGACCCAACGGGAGGCGAACUUCCUAUCGGGGAAGAUUACUCUCCAGAGCCGAUCGGUCCCGGAGGACCGAAGGCAACACAUCGUCGUGGAGGUUGUCGGGAAGACAGGACGAUGGUCGUGGCAGGCUCUGUUACUUUUUGAUGAAGAAAGAAAACCUUUGCCUGAGAAAAAUUUCCGUCUUUUUGUAGGUGCGGUGGAUCACGUGGACGGGCCGUCAUCUCUCCGGAGUGGAGUAUAUCGGCUCCGCUAG
This is a messenger RNA of Penicillium chermesinum, 354 nucleotides long. RefSeq lists its product as uncharacterized. NCBI's taxonomy places the organism in Eukaryota, Fungi, Ascomycota, Eurotiomycetes, Eurotiales, Aspergillaceae. The transcript has a single exon. Bases 1 to 354 code for a protein of 117 amino acids. The record is from RefSeq and is a predicted model, not a curated record.